AUGCGGAUAUCAUCUCUUCCAGUGUUUCUCCUUCCAACACUUGCUGCCAGCCGCAUCUGCCACUCCCAACCACAACCCGCAAGUUCUCCUUCAACCGCGACAAUACCGAGCCCCACGGCCACGUCAAUAUCAAAUUCGGGUAUACCAGCGCCAGAGCCGACUUCAACCCCUGCUGUCGCGGAGAAUCUCGAUCUCCGCGAAAUCGUCGCCGACCCCAAUGCCGUCCAGCCCACAUCCCAACCCCUUGCCACCGCAGCCGCCGUAGAGCAACUCUCCCUAACCGUGCAAUGGGUGGAGACAGUUGUGAACGGCGUAAAAACCUGGGUCCCUGUCACCGCGACUUUCAAGUUCGAAGCCGUACCUUCGCAGGCUCCGGGGCCAGGCAAAGGCAUUGUUGGUAUGGGGACGUUGACAGGAGUAGUAGGAGUCACUAAGACAGUGAAGGAGGGCGCGGCGCCGACGACUGGACCUGGCUGGAAAGGAAUUGGUGCGGCAUUAGGCAUGGGAUUGGCUGGGUUGGUUGUUUGA
Molecule: messenger RNA, 528 nt
Organism: Lindgomyces ingoldianus
Lineage: Eukaryota; Fungi; Ascomycota; Dothideomycetes; Pleosporales; Lindgomycetaceae
Exons: 2
Coding region: 1-528 (175 amino acids)
Source: RefSeq, a predicted model, not a curated record